AUGGUGUCGAAGCGAUGGGCCUCGCUGCUGCCCAUCGUGCGCAUCAGCGCUCCUGCCGACUCUCCACCGCGUCGAGAGGACUAUUACCGUCACGACGACUCGCCGCUUCCCGUCCCCACGCUCUCCGCGCCCGCGCUCCUCCGCACUCUGUCCCGCGCGCCGAGCGUGACUUCUCUCACGCUGGGCGAUGGCGCCGUUGAUUUCUACGACCACGACUUUCUUACCUCGCUGCUCGCCGCCUGUCCCAAGCUCACCUGCUUGAGCCUCGGCGAGCCUCGUUUCACCGCCGCACCGCCGCCCUUCACCAUCAGCCUCGCGUCGCUCGACUCAUUCUUCCGCGCUGCAGCGCCGCAGUUACAGGAGCUCGCGCUGCUGCUUCCUAUCGAGGCCCCGAAGCUUCCUGAUUCCAUCACAUCGCUGUCGUCGCUGCGCGUGCUUCGCCUCCGCUCCAUCAAGAUCCAACACCUCCCGGACGGACUGUGCCAUCUGCCCGCGCUCCAGGAACUGCAGUUCAGCUGUUCGAUGCUGUGGACUGUGCCCGAGGACUUCGGGCAGCUGAAAGCUUUGACUCACCUCUCCAUCGUCGACAGCAUGAACAGCGCGCGCAGCCUGCCCGAUUCUCUGGGCGACCUCUCGUCGCUCACCUCGCUCUGCAUAACCUUCUCGUGCGGGCGACUCCCGGAUAGCAUCACCGCGCUGCAGCAGCUGCGGCGCCUGGAGCUGCGACGCUACGACAGCUGCGACUGGCCAGACGGGUGCGAAGCGUGGACGAGGCUGGAAGAGGUUUCGCUCGAGAAAUGCAGCGUGCGCUCUUUCCCGCCUGCGUGGUUGAAAACCCUAAAGCGCCUCACUGUUCGCUCCUGCGAUAAUUUGAAGUCUCUCCCCAUAGACGACGUCGUUCGGGACUCACCGCUGCGCCACUUGACUUUCGAGGGACGCCUGUACCCUUUACCGCUCCACCCUCUCAGUCAACUGACGUCCCUCCAACGACUCAAGGUCUCGGUUAUUGAUCUUUUCCGUCGCUUCACUACUGGGGAUGAGGCAUUUCCCGUGGGCUUGUUCGCGUUGCCGUCGCUGGCGCACGUGAGCGUGGACAGGGUGGCGUGGGUGGAGCAGGGCAACGCGCCCAAAGGGGUGACUAUUGAGGGGUCGUUUUCCUCUCUUCCAGACACUCUUGGCGGCCUGACCUCCCUGCAAGAAGCAUUUCUGAAGUCUCCAGUCCUUGCCAGCCUGCCUCCCUCCUUCUGCCUCCUCUCUCACCUCCACACACUCACCAUCACCAGCAGCAACUGUCUUGUCACCCUGCCCGCUGAUUUCGGCUCCCUAGGCGCCCUCCAACGCCUCUCCAUCCACUCUUGCUCUCGCGUGCACAGCCUUCCCGACUCCUUCUCCUCGCUUGCCUCCCUCGUCCACCUCGCCAUCACAAACUGUCCCAAGCUUUCCACCCUCCCUCAUGGCUUUGGCUCGCUGAGCCGACUGGCCCGGCUGACCAUCACCUACUGUGACUCCUUCACUCACCUGCCCGCCUCCUUCCCCUGCCUGCCGUCCCUCCGUGUGGCCAGCUUCAGCUGCUGCCCGCGCCUGCAGUCCCUGCCUGCAGGCAUGGGCCUGCUGCCGCGCCUGGAGGUGCUGCAUCUGCGCGGAUGUGCGUCGCUCACGAAUCUGCCGCAGUCGCUCAGGCAGGCCAGGGCGCUCAGGCAUGUCGAUGUGACUGACAGUGGGGUAGCUGAGGAGGGGGGUCGGGAGGAUUGGUGUGGAACAGGAGUAUAUAUUGAAUGGGGGCGCCCCGGCAGACUCCCCACGAUGUGGCGAUUGUUGAGGUAG
Molecule: messenger RNA, 1824 nt
Organism: Closterium sp. Naga37s-1
Lineage: Eukaryota; Viridiplantae; Streptophyta; Zygnematophyceae; Desmidiales; Closteriaceae
Source: the annotation of a GenBank genome assembly